This is a messenger RNA of Linum tenue, 705 nucleotides long. The record is from the annotation of a GenBank genome assembly. Lineage: Eukaryota; Viridiplantae; Streptophyta; Magnoliopsida; Malpighiales; Linaceae.
GGUAUUUUGGCCCGAUUUCCCUCUCCCGACCUCCAUACACAAAACAGCGACCACCCACGGAUUCUUGGAGUCGGGCACCCAUUCCCCAUAAAUUUGGGUGUGUGUGGAGUCGUUUGAGGUCGUCGUCAGUGAAACUAUGGCAAGCCUCCAGCGAGUAUGCGGGCUGCUUUUCCUGACAAUGCCUGACUUCCUCGACAUGCUUACUCGCGAGUAGAAUAGUAUCUUGUGUCAUCUCUUGGGAACGGGUUUCAAGUCAAAAGCGGAGAGUGGCCGAAAAGUGGAGCUGGAAGGUGGGAUGCACUCUAGUUCUUCAUUGCAUAAAGAAGAGUAGGCGAAGACAACAAAACAUUACUAUUAUCUUACUAUGCACGCAAAAACCCUUGGAUGCGGACCAUACUUACUACCUUAGGCCGAACAUUCAGGGUGUGCAUCGGGAGACUUCUCAAUCAUCGAAUAAGCACAAGAACUCUUGGGGUGCUCUUUGUUCUUUCUUUCGAUUUAGGAGUUUUCGUUUAUUGGUCUCAUUUUUCUAUGUUGACGCGCAUUGCACCAAUCUUUUUGCAAGUCUUCUUGCAAGCUAGCAUCUCUCCCUCGCGACCAAGAGCGGAUGGAUCAUUGCCUUCCCUUUCAAGAAUACAUGUGGGGAAGUUUAUGGGCGAAUUCAUAUUAUUCAGAGCACCACUUCCUAGCAUGCACUCCACAUUG